Messenger RNA from Drosophila hydei, 30609 nucleotides. Its product is annotated as titin-like. The coding region runs from base 49 to 29775 and encodes 9908 amino acids. The record is from RefSeq and is a predicted model, not a curated record. Gene Ontology annotation, molecular function: protein binding. The transcript is spliced from 21 exons. Lineage: Eukaryota; Metazoa; Arthropoda; Insecta; Diptera; Drosophilidae.
GUGCUGGAUGAACCGAUUCCAAUUCAACAACCGGAACCUGUUCCUGUCAUGUGGGAGCGCGGUAAGAAGAAACCAGUUGCUCAAGAAGUCACUGAUACUCAACAAAUUGUGCAGACAUCGAAAGUGGUCGAGCAACAAAUUGUCGAGGAGACAAAGAAAACGGCAGUGCGUCGGGUAAUACCCCCUCGAGAGCCAGAACAGAAAGUGGAACAAGUGACUCUUAAGCCAACACCACGGCCGGCACCUAAACAAGUCCAAAAGGCCGAAGAAUUCCAAUUGAAACCACUCAAGACAACGCGAACCAUUCAGCAAACUGUUCAAGAGUCGGUUCAAGCCACCGAAGAAGUUCAACAGAUUACUGAGGUGACAGAGGCUCCCAAGACACUUGAAAUUGUCACGGAUACUUUGGAAGAAGAAACCGUCAAGCCAGUUGAGCCUCAACCGCAGCCUGUAAUGUGGGAGCGUGGCAAGAAGAAGCCUCAACAACCUGCAACUCAAGAGAUUCCCCAGUCUCAUGAAGUCGCUGUUGAUACUCUGGAGGAAGAGACAGUUCCAACUGUUGAGCCAGAGCCACAGCCAGUGAUGUGGGAACGUGGCAAGAAGAAGCCUCAACAGCCUAAGGCUCAAGAAAUUCCCAAGUCACAGGAAGUCGCUGUUGAUACUCUGGAGGAAGAAACAGUUCCAACUGUUGAGCCAGAGCCACAGCCAGUGAUGUGGGAACGUGGCAAGAAGAAGCCUCAACAGCCUAAGGCUCAAGAAAUUCCCAAGUCACAGGAAGUCGCUGUUGAUACUCUGGAAGAAGAAACAGUUCCAACUGUUGAGCCAGAGCCACAGCCAGUGAUGUGGGAGCGUGGUAAGAAAAAGAAGCCAGUUAAAAAAGAAUUGGUGGAAGAGACCGUUCCCGAAGUACCAACAAAAACAUUUGAAGAAGCAGUCGAUACUCUGCCUGAUGAAGUUAAGGUUGAGGAUAAGCCAGAACCUGUUUUAUGGCAACGAGGUAAGAAGAAGACACCACAACCUAAGCCAGCUGAAGAGCAGCAUCCUGAUGAAGUCGACGCGUACAUUGAACAAGUCAUCGACGUUGAGGAGGAACAAAUUGUUGAAGAGAAGCGUAAAAUCAAAAAGGUUAAGAAGCCUAAGCUUCCGCAAGAGCCAGUUGAACAGCCUGAAGAGGAGGUCCCACAUGAAGAGACUAUUGAAGAACAGGAAGAUAUCGUUGAAGAAGAGGAAGCAAUAGUAGAAGAAAAGCGUAAAAUAAAGAAGGUCAAGAAGCCAAAGAAAUCUGUAGAAGUGGCUGAAGAGCCAGAAGAGCCUACGGAAGACAUUCCAGAAGAGGAAGUUGUCCAGGAGCAGGAAGAAUUGGUUGAAAAGAAACGUAGAGUUAAAAAGACAAGAAAGCCCAAGCAAACAGAAGCGGAGCAAGAAGAAGAGGAAGAAGAAGAACAGGUUCCCGAGACGCAACCCGAAGAGGUUCAAGAAAUCGAAGAGCCUUCAGUUAAAGAACCGACUAAAAAGAAGGUUAUUCCUAAAGUCCAAGAAGUGGAGCAGGUGGAAAAGGUUAUGUUGAAGCCUGUGCCGAGAAAGCAACAGCAACUGCCUGAAAAAGAACAAAUUGAAGAAGUAACUCUGAAGCCACGUGCAAAAACGUCAGUUGUCUCCGAGACGCAACAACCCGAAACAACUGAAACUGAGUUUGUCGAGACAGAAAAGGUUGUUACGUUCGAAGACCAGGUGGUAGAUGUUACUAAGAAACGCGUUAAGAAGAAGAAGCCGAAGGCAAAGCCAGAAAGUCAAGAAUCAAUCGAAGAGCCAGUUGAAGAACCUGUUGAAGACAUCGAGGAGCCAGAAGAUGAAACUCUACCGGAAGAAAUUGACGAGCCUGUGGAAAAUAUGGCAGAGGAACAAGUUAUUGAAGAAGCUCCAAAGGAGAAGGUUACGCGAUUCAAGCCCAAAAAGGAAGAAGUUGUUGAAAUGGUUGAAGAAGUAGCUUUGAAACCAGUAACCAGACCAAAGAAACAAUUACCUCAGGAAGCUACAAUUGAAGAGGUACGCCUCAAGCCGACAAAGCGCACAACUGCCAAGCCUGAGGAAGUCAAGCUCGAAGAAGUCGAUUUGCAACAUGUUGAAAAGGUAGAAGAGAAAGUCAUUCAAGAGGAGAAGCGAAAGGUUAAGAAGGUAAAGAAGCCAAAGCAUGAAGAACUCCCCGAAAUCCCAGAUGCAGAGCCUACCAUCUUGGAAGAGGCUGAGCUAAUCGACAUUGAGAAAGAGCCUAAGCCUGAAGAAGAGAAACCACAAAUACCUUGGAAACGUGGCGAGAAGAAGAAGCCAGUGGCAGAACCCUUAGAGGAAAAACAAUGGCCAACUGGCAAACGACGACCUCUGCCUGAAGAACAACCUGAAGAGGUACAGCUCAAGCCAAUUCCAGCCAAACCUGUUGAAGUACCUGCAGUGCCUGAGAAGACAGUUUCCCCACCUGAGCUACAGCCUGAAGAAAAGGUUGAAAGCGAGGAAGAGAUUUCUGAUUUGGAGCCUCUGAAACUACCAGAAGAGAAACAACCCAAAGAAAAGGUCAAAAAGGAAAAGAAAAAGAAACCAAAGUUGAAGAAGGCGACACCAUCAGUGGAUGAGGUAUCCGAAGAAGUGGCCGAGCCAUUUGCAGAGCCAAUUGCUGAAGAAGAUCAAGUUGAAGAACUGCCAGUUGAUGAUGUAAAAGUGGUUGCUGUUUCUGAAGACGUGCAGCCGGAGGAAGAAGUUGUGAUAACUGAGAAAACACCCGAAACAAAACAAAAGGCACACAAGAAACGUACAAAAGCACUCAAAGAAGUUUCGGUUGAGGGACAGCCGCAACUUUUGGAAGCAGCUGUUGCCGAAAUCGAAAAGGCUGAUGAAAUUUCUCAAGAGAUCUCACAAAAGACUAUAACACUACUGAAGAAGACUGAAGAUACAAGACCUCAAUUCAUAACAACAGAACAGCUUAUUGAACUCGACGUGGAGGAUGUAAGACGCGAUCUCGAAAUGAAAAUCACUUCAAAUAUUAUUAAGAAGGAGAAACGGCGUGUUGUGCUCGAUGACAGCCAGCCUCUGCCCGAAUUGGAGCUAAUAACACAGAAACGUAUUCAAGAGGGCAUCGACAAAAUGGCCGAUGAGGAGUUGAUCGAGGAUCAGCAACUGACUCAGAACCUAGAGGAAACAACUACGUCUGAGGUAAUUGGCCAGGAACGCAAGCUAGUCAAAAAGAAGAAGAAGGAAAUCAAGCCACCGCGCAUCACAGAGAAGCUGCGACCACGUCAAUGUGUUCCCGAAGAGCCCACCGUCCUCGAAUGCAAGGUUGAAGGCGUACCAUUCCCAGAAAUCAAUUGGUACUUUAACGACAUGCUAUUGUUUGCAUCGGAGAAGUAUGAAAUCACCGUCGUGGAGCAGGUGGCACAGCUAAAGAUUGCCAAGGUCACACCCAGCGAUGUGGGCGUUUACACCUGUGAGGCGAAGAACGAGGCCGGAGUGGCAACAAGUCGUACCAACAUAAUAUUAGAAAAAGAACAAGGAGUCGCACCACAGUUUACGAAACCUCUUAAGAUCGUGUUUACAGAGGAAAAGCAGCCCGAGCGGCUUAAGGUAACCGUCACGUGUCAGGUGACAGGCAAACCCAAUCCUCAAGUUAAGUGGUAUCGUGGUAUUGAGGAAGUGGUACCCAACGAAGCUCUGCAGAUGUUCUACAAUCAGGAGACUGGCGAUGUUGUCUUGGAGGUGCUAAAUCCACCUGCCAAUGAAGCCAUUACCUAUUCGGUUCAGGCACAAAAUCAAUUCGGACGCGCCAUUGGCAAUGCCAAUAUUAUGAGUCGUCUGGAUGAAACUCCCAAAGAGAUUCUCAAACCACCUACAGUUACGCCCUUGAGUGCGGUUGUGGUUCCCAAUGGAGGCACCCUGCUCUUCGAGGCCAAAUACGACGGUAUGCCAAGACCCGAGAUCAAAUGGUUGCGCAAUGGUCGUGAGAUUAUCGAGAACGAGGAAACCAUUAUAGAAACAACCGAAACAACGACAACAAUCAAGGUUAUCAAUAUGACUCGUAAGCGAACAGGAAAGUACGAGGUUUGUGCCAAGAAUAAGGUGGGCGAGGCCAAGUCUUCGGGCUCUGUAGUUGUUUCUGAUCAAGCACCAGACAAGCAAAUAAGACCACCCAAAUUUAUUCAACCACUUGAGCCGAAGUUCUUUGGCGAACACGAAGUUGCGAUACUUGAGGUUGUUGUCGAUUCAGAGCCGCUUUCAUCCUUCCAAUGGUUUGUUCAUAAUGAACCCAUUAAGAGUUCCAAUGAAUGCCGUAUUGUUAGCCAGGCCAACAAGUCAACGCUCUUGAUUGAGGACUUCCAAAAUAAGUUCUCUGGACCGUUCACUUGUCGCGCUGAGAACGUUGGCGGCUCAGUCACAUCAACAGCAACAGUUAAUAUGCUGGAGGCUUUGCCCCAAGAAGAGGCUGUGGAAUUCGAAUCGCCACGUUUCAUUGAGGAAUUGAUUCAGCCCGUAGAGGUUAUGGAUGGUGAAACGCUGCUAUUGACUUGUAAAGUGACGGGCAAGCCCACACCUAAAGUAGAAUGGUACCACAAUAAAGAAAAGAUAACAGAAACAAAGGAAACCACACUCUCGCAGGAUGCGCAAGGAAACUGUCAGCUCCAAAUAACGGAAGUUUUCCCUGAAAAUCAGGGCCAAUAUAAAUGCGUUGCGACAAAUAAGAUUGGCAAAAGCGUCACGAAGACAACAGUUAAUAUUCAAGCAUUUGAAUAUAUCCCCGAUUCUGAAAUCACUGGACUCACAGGAUCUGAGGAGGAUCUACUUGAUAGAACUAUCUCAAUCGACGAACAACCUCCGAAAAUUAUUAAAAAGCUACCUGAAAAAAUCGAACCCAAAGAGGGUGAGCAAGCGAAAUUGGAAGUUAAGGUUAUUGGUAAACCAAAACCAAAAGUCAAAUGGCUACGUGACGACGAACAGAUAUUCGCCUCCGAGGAAUAUCAAAUCGAAAAUUUCGAAGAUGGGACCUCAGUGUUGGUCAUCAAUCAUGUAUAUCCCGAUGAUUUGGGCACAAUUAGUUUUGAGGCCUACAAUCCGUUGGGAGUGGCAGUAACAACUGCAUUAUUCGCAGUCGAAGGCAUCGUUGGAUCAAAGGAUUAUCGCAAACCAGAAUGGGUGACCCACAUGGAAGAGAUGCAAGUCGCUCUCAAAGAAACUACAACCACUAAGGUGGAAAAACAAUUCAUACAGCAACAACAAGAACAUGAACAUGAACAAGCACUAGGUCAACAACAACAAUUACAAAUACAGGCUGAACAAACUGUGCAUAGAAAAACCAAAACUAAAAAGCAUAAAAAACAUACAGAAAUUAUACAACAACAACAAGAACAACAAAUACAACAAAGUAUUGAAGAGAUCACAAGCUACGAGCAAAGAGAAACAUUUGCAGAGGAAUCGAACACUGAAGCACCUACAAUUGAGACACUCGAGCAGAUUGAAGAGCUUUUGCCAUAUAGCACAAAUCUAUCCACGCAAAAUGUACCAAAAAAUACACACGAAACAAUUCCAGUUUCUGUAACAACAGAAUUCUCCACACCUAAACCUAUCGCAGCACAAGUACAUGACGAACUCUUACCGCAAAAGACUUUAGCUGUGAAUGAGGAAUGUUUAGCAUUCGAUGAGGUAAGUUCUAGCUUGGCUCCGACCAGUCCGGCGACUAGUGAGCUAAUCGAGCAAGUUGAAGUUCAUGAAAGACAUGCAGCUUCUAUUAUUGAGACCCAGACAAAGGAAACUCACAAGGAACUGAAGUCUUCUAAAAUACCAAAGCUCAUACAAGCUGAGCGUAAAAUAAAGGAGUCGCGUCCAUUGCUAAUUGAAGCACCUAGCAUCGAGGAUUCUAUCGUCGAUUUGGAGUCAGCAAAAGCUCCCAUUCAGCAAGCACAUGGUGAAAUCCUGUAUUCCCAUGAGCUCACCUCACAGCAGCAGUCUAUUUUGGACAGCGUCGAAAGCCUGAAAACCCCAGCAGCUAAUACGGAAAAAGCCCAAUCACAAUUGCUGGAAAACGAAAGUAUUCUGAUCACUGAAUCUUUUAGAGGAGAGACAGUAGAUAAGGAAACAUCGCCAAUAAAGCCCAGCAGCGAGCAAAUCUCUCCCAAAUUCACCCCAAGUGUUAGUCUAGGCAUUAGUGAGUGCCAGCCGGAAGAUUCUGUAGCGGAACUCUCAUCAUCAAAAGUGGUUCGUGCAGAGACCACAUCAAUUACAGUCGAAGAGUUUAAGGCAUUCAGCACUAGUGAAUCUAGGGCAUUAGAGUGUGAAGAGAAUAUGAGCGCAGUAUGUCAACCCACAAAGUCUAUGGCAGAAUUAUCCAUAAAGCCCGAAGAGGCACAGCCUGUGGUGCAGCAAGUUGACAUAAUGGAGUCGAUUACUGACGAAAAACCAGCACCACAGCAUAUUAAGGAAAGUCAGGCCCUUAAACAACUAGUGUUGAUGGAGAGCCUUAUAAAUACCACAGCUGAUGCGCGUAGUCCCAUUGAAGAGUCUUUGCCAGCCUUCCAGACAGAUGCGCACGUAGCAGACUCUAGCUUGGAAACACAAUCGCAUGUUAUUACAGAGCAGACUGUUUUCAACGAAGAUGGCCCGAGGGAAUUAGCUUUAGAGAAAAUACCCAAAAACAUAGCAGCUACUUUAAGCCAAACCAGUUCUCUUACAAUUGGAGAAUCCCAGGAAACGCAAUUAGUCGAAACGACGGAAAAGCUGGUUAAGCCAACUGUUGAGCCAGCUAAGCCCGCGAAGGAGUCAUUCACUACGGCCUUUGGAGCCGCUAUUGGUAAUCAGGAGGCAAUAUAUGAUACCGCUGAGUUUAUAGAACAUUCAGCCACCGAAUUGAAUCAAGGUAAAAUAAAUAUAACAGAAGCAGAACUAGUGGCAGAAGUGCAUGCGCAAACGAUUAUUGACUCUGAGCAGAAAUUGUUGCCUGAUCUGCCCGAAACUGGCAAGGCUAAGCUGAAUUUUAUUGAACAAAAGGCAUUGGAUAUCAAGCAGGAUACGGGUAUUGAGAAAGAAACUAGUCUGGUCCCUAAAAAGCCACUGGACGAACAAGCCGCUGUGGAAAAAAUGAUUUCCGCUGAACUGAAGGCGAGCAGUGUAUGGGAAGUACAACCACAUGUUAUGCCUGCUGAUAUUGCAAGUGAUAGUUGCAAACCAGCAUCAGCGAGUCCUGUGUUCGAGACAAAAACAGUUGGAGUAACAAUUGAACAUGAAUCGCUAAAGGGCACAGAUUAUCUGGAGACCCAACGCCAACCCGAACUUAGGUCUGGUCAAUUACUUAUGAGUGAAAAUCAACAGUCGUUAGAAGUAACAGCAGUGCAGGUCAUUGAGAGCUCCGGAAUUAUCGAAUCAGUACCGCAGCAGCCACAAUUAAAGGCUGAGGAAAAAACUGACACAUUAACUCAUACUCAGUAUGACGAGCAAAUAAUAUUGGAGUCAACUAUGGACUAUGCAAGUGAAGGCAAGCCAACUGCGGCCCUUGCAGAUAUUACAAUGCCUGCUCAAAUUGGAGCUGAUGUAAGAGAGCAAGCCUUACUAGAAAGCUUGCAGCCUCAGCAGGAAGUAGUACAGCCCCAACAGCAAAUGUCAGCAACCACUUUUGACCUUCUACAACCAUUGGAGACCAGUUCUCAUCUUACUCUAGAGCAGGAAAUGGUUUUGCGGCCAGAUGAACAAAAUAGAGUUCAGAAUGCUUCUAUCGGAACUCUCAGCGCUUUACAAGUGGCAAAUAAAUCAAGACCUCAGCACAUGGAAUCAGUUCAAGAUCUUGGUGAGAAGACGCAGCCCACUCAGCAACAAGCUGAAGUCAAUAUAGGCGAAGUAUCACUACCUGAAUGUGAAGAGGUAACACCUUUUGAUGCUGUAAAAGACUACUUAGCACCUUCUCUUAAUAAAUCGGCUAUAACUAAUGUACAAAUCAUAGAAAAUACAACCGCUUUGGACACUACGACAGCUAUAACUCAUGAAAAAGCUGAUGACAUUGAAGAGCCAAUUGUCAUUCAACAAUCUGCUCUUACUCCAAAAUUAAAUGAGUCGACCAAAAAAUCGCCAAUUUUAGAGCAGCCGAAUGUUUUUGAUCAUAUUGCAGAGCUGCACGACUUUAAUCCAACUUUAGAGACUACUCAAAAAACACUAAGCAGCUUUGAUGAAAUACAUGUUCAGGAAACGAAAACAUUUGAAAAAGAAAUUACACUCGAAGAGGACUCUAAGCCGAUCAAGCAGUUGGCUAAAGUAUCAUUAGAUUCAACAACUGGUAUUGUAGUCAGCCAACAGGAGAAUACUUUCGAAUUGGAACGUGAUCUAGAGAUGCCAACUACUUCAAUGGAGCAAGCAAAAUGUAUUGCCUCCGAAUUGCUAAAGCUUCCACUGACCGAAGGCGUGCAAGACAAUCAAUCAACUGGAGAUCUGGCUGAGUUUAAGGUUUCUAAUAAAUUUGCAAUAUCAAGUAUUGAUGCCUUAACAGAAUCAACGACAUCUGAAGCAAUCAUAUAUGACAAUGUCUUAUUAACUGAAGUUAGGGAUCAGCCCGAAUGUGUGAGUUCUCAGUCAAUAAUUCCCCAUGAGCAUAAGUUGAUAACUGAGUGUGUUGUCGUUUCCGAAGUGGAAGAAUAUGAGAGAAUACAGGCAAAGGAAAGCAGUGCUAAGCCCAUUCAGGAUACAUUCAGCCAGUUAGCUGUAAAGGAAAAUCAAAAUACACUAGAGGCAGAAUCGGAAUUAAAAACAAAACGAUCAGAGGAAUUCAAUGCAAAAGUUAGCGAUGUUCUUUCACCUCUCUACACCAAGGGAGUCGAUGAAAUCAAGUUGUAUGAAACAGUUGCUCAAACGAAGCCUACUGAUAAAGUUAGUGAGCAAGAAGCCGGUAUUUCCCAUGUAAUGUCGCAUGUACCUAUUACAAAUCUACAACAAAUUAUAGAAUCAACAGACAAACUUUUCGCCGAGGGUCAAACAUGCUCGAUUGCCACCUCAAGUGAUAAUGCCUCACAGUUAAAGGUACCUGUAAAUACUUCCAUACAAACUGUAGAGGACACAAAUGAAUUCAUUCCAUCAACAUAUAUUGAGUCAACUGCUCAACCCAUUUUGGAAGGACAUCAUUAUGAAGUAACAGUAACAGAUAGUCAAUACGUAGAGGGUACAGAAGCUUUAUCGCCAACUGACGAAGUACUUAGAAAGGCAACUGAAUCAUUGAAUGCAAUAUUCAAAGCUACAUCACAACUAGAAGAAGUGAACGUAUUUCAAAAGGAGUGUAUCAUUCAACCUACAGAAUCUCGAGAAAUCACAGCCAAAUCUAGCUUAACAGACAUUCUUCAGCACACAACAACAACGGAUGCAAUACCCUAUGAACAACCUCAAGAUAUUAAACAAGCCGAAUCUAAUACUCAGAAUCUUCAGGAACCUCAAUUGGUAUCAACCGACGCCAAUAAACUUACCGUUCAACUUGAUGACCUGAUUCUGCAAAGAGAGGAUACGUUCUUGGACACUCAACCAACAGGUUAUGGUAAACCUUUUAUUGAAGGUACGCAACGUGAAAUGCUUAUCUCCGAAGUCAUACCUAUUGAAAAUAUUGACAACUUAGCCUUGCCGACAAUUAAGACUGAAGAAUUGUCGACUAAUGUAACAUGUCAAACAGAAAUUCAUAAAACUGUAUCGACGGUUGCAAUAUACGAAAAAGCAAACGACCUAAAGUCUGAGCACCCAAUUGAGAGACACGGAGCGGAACACACGGGAUCUGAUAUUAAAUGUGCUCAAGUUACAACAAUGCAAACUAGCUUUAUCAAAGAAGAUAAUAUGGCUCCCCUAAACAUAGUCAAAAAUGUUGCUCAAGCUACCAGCACAGAGAGAGUGCCAUUAAUAACCGAAGAAGUUAUCAGCGUGAGUUCUAUACAAGAAAGCUACGAUCUUAAUGUACCAACAGAAGUGAAUGCUGAUUUAAAAUGUGAAAUGGGAAAUCAGGCUACAACUAUUACAGAGCAAUUUAUUUAUGAGGAAUCUCCCAAUAUAGAGCUUGAACAGAGCGAACAAUUAACAUCAAAGAUCAAUUUGGUAGAAAGUUCUACGAACCCAGUUCAAACAUCUACUGUAAGCGUAUACGAAAAUAUUGAAGGACACGGCGUUUUCAAGCCACAAAGUGCGCAACCAAAAUCCGAUAUUUUAACGGACCUAAAGGUUUCAGUGGUGGAGGAAGUUACUGUCGUAUCAUCUAUAGAUAGUUUGCCGAAAGAGGAGCCUACACUGGCAACAGCAACUAGCGAUAAUAUACCACAUAGAAAAGUGCUGGAAACCAGGCAAGAGCCCUGUGAAAAUGUACAAAAUUUAGUGGACGAAUCCACGCCAAUGGUCUGUGCGAGCUAUACACUUGCGGAUACAAAAGUUGCAGCCGUAUCCAGUGAACCUCAUGUGAAGGAAACCAUUGCUGAAACAAGCAGCUCCACUGUAGAUUUGGAACAUGCCAAGCCUUCAAUAAUACCUUUCAGCUCUCAGUGUCUCAGUGAACAGAUAGUUACAGAAGAACAAGUCACUACACUCCAUAAAAAGAAUGAAACACUGCACACAAAUGCAAAUAUAAGUUUUGAAGCAAUCAAUAAAAAUCAAGCUGGUAUCUUAAAUUUAGAAUUGAUUGAAAAUGUUCAACCUACAAUAGAGGACAAAGAGAGUGCUUUACAGAGAACAUUAGUUGUCUCUAAUAAUAUAAAUGUUCAUUUACCCAAAGAUGCUAAAUUACUUGAAAAAGAUAAACCACAAACUGACUUAGAGCUUAAAUCUGACUCAAAUAUACAAUAUCUACCACCACUAAGUUCAAAUGUAACAAAACAUAUGGUAAAAUCCCAUACAGCGGAGAAACAACAACCCGAACACACUGAAACGGAACACCCAACUUACAUAACAACAUUUAAGUCUGUACAAAACGAAGAUGGAGAAACUUCGAUUCAAACAGAAAGUAAGAGAAUUUCUCAGGAGGAAGGCAUCGUUGUUGAGGAAGUACUCAGUGACACAGAACCACUUAUGGAAGACACCACACAAUCAAACAUUGAAAUUGUCGAAGUCAACGAGCCUACAGACCAAUACAACAAAGAGUACACUAUCACAGAACCCGAAGAUGCAAGUGCAGAUAACACCGAACAAACACCGACCAAAGUUAAGAAACCCAAACAGAAAAAGACACAACCAGAACAAUUCGAACAGAUUGACGAGACAGGGGAAGAUGAGGGAGGUUCUGGGGAACCUAUAGACAAAACUAAACCGAAACGCAAGCCAAAGGUUGAACAACUAGAGGAAGAUGAGGUUGAAAAAACUGCUAAUGAAGAACAGGGUACGGAACCAACUAAGAAAAAAGAUAAGCCAAAGAAGAAAAAGAUCGUCAAAUCAAAACGCGAUGAAAUGGAUGACUACAUACAGUUCCUAAUCCAUCAGGAAAUACCAAAAACCGUUUUACAGCCGUAUGUACGUACGGAAAUGGAACAUCCGCAAAAUGCUCGGCGAGACUCGUUUAUUAAGCCCAUGAAGCUAACUCCCAUGAAAAUUGAGAAAAUAGAAGUGAAGAAACCUAGGAUGGUUGAAAUAAGUUCUGUGGUCGAAUUUCCGCAAAUGCUCAAGCUCAAAACUCCUAAACAGCGUCCACAAGAGGAAAAGAAGAAGAAAUUGAAUGAAGCAUCCUUUAAAAAUAAGAAACUUAAGAGCUGGAUAAGAUUUAUACCUUAUUCGCCAUACUGCUUCCCGUAUACAGUUAUUGACAUGGAAACUAAUCAAGAUAAUGGUGAACUUUCGCGAACUAUAGAGGAAGCGGAAGAAGUAUUAAAGAAGCGGCCAAAGAAAUUCAAGCAUACAAAGCCCGUAAAAGCCGAACUGGAAGAACUAGAUUUGGAAGCAUUUGAAGAUAAAAAGGAGCCAGUAGAUGAACAGCCAGACAAACCAAAAUAUCAACGCGGUAAGAAGGACACAAAAGAAAAGGAUGAAAAGCCAAAGAAAUUGAAAAUUGGCAAGGGUAAAAUUCCAGAAAAUAUCGAAUCCACCGAAACCGUGGAAUUAAAACCAGUCAAAUUUGACGAGAGUGUCGAAGAAACAACUGAGAAGCCAGAGCAAAAGCCCAAACAAAAGAAACCGGCUAAGAAGACAAAGCCAUCCACAGAGUCUGAUGAUAAUCUAAGCUUCAAGCCAGAUUUGAGUGAUGAGGACACUGAAGAUAAAGAAAUCCAAUCUCUCUUCAAAUUCGAAGUCAUUGAAAUGGAACCCGAGGAAGUGGUAGAGGAUACCACUGAAAGUGUUGUGCAUCCCGUUAAAGAACCAAAGAAAAAACGCAAGCUAAAGCUUAAAACUGAAUUAGAAGAGAACAUAAUUGAGAUUGUCGAAGUUUCUCCGAAUGAUGCAGAUGAUAAGCAAUAUGAAGUUACAGUGACUAGUUCUGAAGUUAACGAGGAUCAGCCCAAGGAAAAGAAAAUACUCAAAAAGAAAAUAAAACGUAUGAAUAAAGAAGAACUAGACGAGUUUGUAGCAGAGCUCAAAGAAGAGCCCGAUCAAACAUUCUAUGAAACUGCUAUGACUGAUUUCUAUGAAGUUAAGUUAACUGAACUCGAACCUGAGAUGACUUCUGAUGAAAAUGUGCCGAAAAAGACUCCUAAGCGUAAAAUUUUGCAUAAGCGGGGAGACAAAGAAGAGAUUCUAGAAAUUGUAGAAACUCUUCCUUCAUCCGGCGAGGAGCCAUUAUACGAGAUAAUAGUUACAUCUGUUGAGCCCGAAGAUCAGACUGAUACUGAAAAGACAGUUGAGAAACCAAAACAAAGAUCUAGGAAAAUGAAAAAGGAUGAUCUAGAUGCGUAUAUACAGCAGCUGAUAAAUGCAGAGAUUCCAACAACUGAACUUGAGCGAUAUGAAAAAACUGAGAUUGAUGCAAAACCAAAGAAACCAAAGAAACAUAAGACCAAACAACCACAGGCUCCCAUCGAUGAAGGUGAAGCUUUUGAAGUGGGCAUCACACAGGAAGAACCAGUUAAGAAACCCAAGGUCAAGAAACCGAAGCCUGAACCUAAAGUCGAAGAAGAAAAGAUAACUGAGCCGGAAACUGUUAUUGAAUACGAUGAAUUCACAAUCAGCACAAUUGAUACGCAGCCCAGUGCUCAACAAAUUGAAGAAGAAACAAUUGAGACUGUUCCACUCGAUGUGGAUGACAUAAUAACCGAUAUUGGCGAGACUCUCCCUAUUGUGGUAUUGGAGGAGUACACUGAGACAAUUCCUGAAUCUAUUGAAGAAGUUACCAAGCCAGAAACUAAAUUAGUUAAGCGGCGCAAGGUGAAAACAAGGAAGGGAUCCAAGCAGUACGAAAUAGAAAUCGUGGAAAGCCUACAGCCGGAUGUUUCUGAUGAGGAAGCAAAGGUUACAGUUAUAACAACUGAGGUCGUUGAAGAAAGUACUGAUGUACCGAUUGAAGACAAGCCAGAAACACCAAAGAAGAUUGUCAAAAAGGUGAAAAAAGAUAAACUCAAGGAGUACAUUGUCAAGAUCGUCGAUGAAGUACCAACAGAACUGCUUGCCAACAUUUCUGAAGAUGUAUCCACCGUGGUAGAUGUGAAGCCCAUUGAGGAUGAUGAUGUCACAUCUUUCAAGACUACUGUUGUUGACGAUAUUAGCGAAGAUGAGCUCAAGCCAGAAGAAGAAUUGGUUGAAAGUCCAACUAGCAAGCCAAAGGAUAAAAAGAAGAAAUCAACUAAGCCAAAGAAAGUUACAAUUAUUGAAGAGCAGCCAGUACAGAUCGAAGACAACACUGAGCAAGAGACGUAUCCUGAGGAGGCUGAAGAAAUAACUCAGAUACCGUCCUUCGAUGAUUAUUCAGUUGAAAUAACAGAAACGGCUCCUAAACCAAAGAAGAAAGCGCCGAAGAAGAAACCUGAGAAAACAACGCCUGCUCCGAUCUCUGAACAGACAGUUCGUAUUGAGGAAUUCGCUCCUGAAAUAAUAACUGAACAAGUUAUCAAUGAACAAGGCGAGGAGGUAGAACGUAUUACAACAAAGCGAAGACUUAAGAAGAAGGAAGGUCCAAAGGAAUAUCUAAUCGAAGUUGUUGAAACUUACGAAGAAAACAAGCCCGAAGCAGAAUUAGUUAUUGAGACUACUGAAAUAUUACCAGAAACAGAAACUGAAACACCCAAAGAUCACAAAGUCAAGGUUGUAAAGAAAAAGAAACCCAAAUCAGAGAGUCUAGAUAGUUAUAUUCAGAAGCUAAUAGAAGAGGAGGUUCCAAAAACAGAGCUUGAAGUUUAUGAAACAACUGAAAUAGAUUCAUCACCGGAAAUCAAGCAACCGAAAAAGAUAAAGAAACACCAUAAGAAAAUCACUGAAGUAGUUGAUGGAGUCCCACAUACAGUACACGAAUUUACCAUUCAAGAGUUCGAGCCAGAAGAAGUGGAGCAAGUUCCUGAAGCCGUUAUAGAGUUAGUGGAGGAAGAAAUCCCAGAAACGCAGCCUGAAGACUUCGAAGUAAAACCAACUGAAGAACAGCCAAAACGUAAGCCGAAGAAGGAAAAGAAAUCUAAGGUGUCAGUGGUUGAUCAAGAGCCAGUUAGCAUUGAAGAUAUUGCGGAAACUGUUGAAAUUACAAAGGUAGUUGAGGAUGAUGGCGCUACUAAAGAGGUUCAAGUGAAGAAGCGUAAGGUCAUACGCAAGCAAGGUCCAAAGGAACACGUUUUUGAAAUAACAGAGACAUCUACUAACGAAGAGCCUUUGGCUGAAGUCACCAUUGUUGAUAUUACAGAAGAUGAAAAGCCUAGUGAAUCAGAUAAUGUUAAACCGAAGCGUAAAUCACCAAUUAAAUUGCCAAAGAAACUUAAGCCCGAGGACAUUGAAAGCUAUGUAAUAAAUAUCGUGGAAGAGUUUAUUGAGCCAAUAGAGCAGUUUGAGGAUAUUACCCAAGUCCAGGAAACUCCUGAAGCGGUUGUUGAAGAAGUUACUCAAGUUGAGGAAGUUCCCGAAGAAACUGUCGAAGAAAUCACUGAAGAUAAAAUCGCUAAAAUAAAAACUAAAACGACAAAGCCUAAGAAAACCAGCAAAAAACCAGAAGAUCACACAAUCCGUAUUGAAGAGCUUGCUCCUGAAACCACAAUUGAAGACAUUGUAAAUGAAGAAGGAGAAGAAGUUAAGCAGGUUAAAACUAUAAAGAAACUCAAGAAAAAAGAAGGACCCAAAGAGUAUUUGAUUGAAAUAACCGAAACCUAUCAAGAGAAUAAGCCAGACGCCGAUGUUGAAGUAAUAACUACGGAAAUACCUGCAGAAGUAGCAGCUACGAUAGAUGAAGAACAGCCAGCGAAGGUAGUUAAGAAAUCGAAAAAGAAGAAGGCCGUAAAGGAUGACUUAGAUAAAUAUAUUCAAGAACUUAUUGAACAAGAAAUUACAAAGACGGACUUGGAGCAAUAUGAGCCCACGGAAAUCGACGCAAAACCUAAGCCUAAGAAAAAAGUCAAAACCCAUCAUAAAAAGAGUGUGGAAAUAAUUGAUGGUCUUCCCGUUACUGUUCAUGAAUAUGAUGUUUCCGAAUUAGAGCCUGACCUUACAGAGGAAGAUAAGGAAUCUGUAAUAUCAGAGAAGCCUGAAGAGUUGCCUUUGGAGCAUGAUGAACCCGACAAAUACUUAGUAAACGUACUAGACGAAAUCUUAGAACCAACACAGACCAUUGAAGACAUAACUGACGAGCCGACGACAAAGCCUAAGAAAGAAAAACCACAGAAAAAGAAGAAGGUUGAAAAAGUUCCAAUAGUCUUAGAUGAAAUAGCUGAAACGACUGAAGUUAUUCAACAGCCCACAGAAGAUGGUGUUGUGAAAGAAGUGACUGUGAAGAAGCGUAAGGUUACUCAUAGAAAGGGUUCUAAGCAAAGCGUAUUUGAGAUAACGGAAACCACUAGCGAUGACCAUCCCAUGGCGGAAGUGACAGUCGUUGAGUUAACAGAAAUUGAACUAUCAGUGACUGAAGAAACGCCCGUUAUUGAACAAAAAGUAAUAAAGAAACCCAAAAAGCUAAAGAAGGAAGAUAUACAGGAAUAUGUUAUCAGUGUAAUUGACGAUUUUGUGCAAGAAAUACCCGUCGAAACAGUUGAAGAAGAUGUCAAGGAAAUUGUCGAAGAGAAAAAGAAGAAGACCAAAAAGUCUCCAAAGGAAUAUAAAUACAGCGAAGAAGAAAGCUUGCCCGACAAACUUGAAAUUCCUGAAGAGGAACAGCCUGAUCAGCCUGAUGAUGCAGCACUUGAAACACCAGAAGAAUUCACUGACUUUGCUGUAGAUGUUAAAGAAACUGUUCCCACUGAAGAAAAGAAACCUAAAAAACCGAAGAAGCAAAUUAAGUCAAAGCCUGUCGAAGAAACAGAAGAGGAUAAACACCCCGACUAUAAUGUAAAGAUAUCUUCAGUGGAUGAAAUAGAGGAGCCUGAAUUACCAGAGUCUGAAAUUGAACUUUUGGAGUCAGAGGCAGUACAGCCAACAGAGGAACCAGUUUUCCAAAUAGAAGAAAUCGAAACUAAGCCGGAAAUAGUUGAAGAACAGGACGAACUUGGUGAAACAACUAAGAAGGUUGUCAACAAGCGCAAGAUCAGAAAGCAAGUUGGUCCCAAAGAAGAGAUUAUAGAAAUUGUCGAGACUGAAAAGGAUGGCGUACCAGUAUAUGAAGUCUCAGUAACUGUUGAAGAGGCUGAAAAAGAAAUCGAAGAAACUCCUCAAGAAGAAAAGCCAAAGAAGGUCAAGAAGACUAAAAAGGUGCCCAAAGAUGACUUACACGACUAUAUACAAAAACUUAUAGAGCAGGAUAUUCCAAAAUCUGAAUUGGAGAAAUAUGAAAAGAUAGACUUCGACGAACCAGUUAAAAUGAAAAAGAAAAAGCCUGUGAAGAAGGUUAAAAUUACAGAGGAAGAAGUACCAGAUGUAACUGAACAGUUAAUAACAGAAUCUCCAGAAGAUAAGACCCAACCAUUAGAAAGUCCUUUGGAUGAAUCUCUGGCAAUGGUUACGAUUAAAGAAUUCGCAGCGCCAACACCAAAAGAAACAUCCUUCGAAGUUACAGUUCUAGAAGAAUUUGUGGAAAAUAAGCCGAUCCCCGAUGAGGAAGGUGAGAUUAAAGUCAAGGAAGUAAAAACAAAGAAAAUAAAGCACAAAAAGGGCCCAGAAGAGGUGAUUCAUGACAUAACAGUUGUGCAGGACAAGGAUACCGGUGAAUCUGAAAUUACUAUUGUGACAUCAAGUCCUAACGAAACUGAAGAUCAGCAUGAGGUAACUGUUAAGCAAAAGCGUACCAAAAAAGUGAAAAAGGAUGAUGUUGAUGAUUUCAUCAAAACAGUUAUUGAAGAAGAUAUACCAAAGGAAGAGCCAACCGCCGUUGUUGAUGUUACUGAGGAAACAGUUCCUAAGCAAGUUCCAGAAAAGCCAAAGAAGGUUAAGAAGAAGGAAACAGUCCCAACAACAGAAGAAACUCCAACGCCCACAGAUACAGUAGAAAUCGUUGAAAGUCUCCCAGAAGAACAACCAACUGAACAGUUCAAGAUAGAUGUCGAAGACACAACUCCAGUCGUCGAGUCUGAUAAGGAACAUGAAAUAACUGAAGAAGUAGUAGAGCCACAGAAGAAAAAGAAGCCUUCGAAGCAAAAGGUUAAAGUUUCUGAAGAGCAACCUCAGGAAGAAACUGUUGUGGAACCUUUGGAGGUUAUAGAAAAGGAGACUGAUAUCGAAGAGCCAGAAAAUCAAGAGUAUAGUGUUACUUUCUCGGAGGAAGAACCUAAAGUUGAGGAGAAACCAGAAAAGAAGCCCAAGAAGGUUAAGCAAAAACCAGAUCAACCAGACGAAUCCUCCUACGAAAUCUCUGUCAAGGAAAGCUAUAUUCAACCGGAAGAUCUUCCAUCAGUAGUUGAAAUUAUCGAAAGUGAAACUAAAGCGGAAGAAACCACAGACGAUGCUGGCGAGGUCCAUAAGGUCGUUACAACAAAACGUAAGAUUAAACGUCCAAAAGGAGAAACUGAUGAAAUUAUUGAAAUAAUCGAAGUAGUUACUGAUGACCAGCCCGAUGCAGAGAUUACAAUUGUAGAGUAUGAACCGGUGCAAGAAGAAGAAGAAGAGAAGCCGAAGACACCGAAAAAGAAAUCCAAGAAAGUGAAAAAGGACGAUAUCCAUGACUAUAUACAGAAACUUAUAGAUAUGGAAACUCCUAAGACUGAACUGGAGAAAUAUGAGAAAAUGGAAUUCGAGCCAACAACCAAAGAUAAGCCUACUAAAACUGAAGAUAUUGAAGUGGUAGAAGAGUCGCCAACUGAUAAGCCAAAGAAGGACAAAAAGUCUAGGCCAAAAGAGUCACCAAAGAAAGAGGAAUCUUUACCAGAGCCUGUGGCCGAAAUUAAGGUUAUCGAAGAGGAUGUGGUGGAGGAGCCGAAGGCAGUUGAAGUGGUUGAAGUUCAGCCGGAGGAAGUGCAGUACACUGAAACAAUCACUGAAGAAGGCCUUCCAGUUCAAGAGAAAACUACUAAGCGAGUAUUAAAGAAAAAGGGUCCCAAGGAAGACACCACCUUUAAGAUAACAACAGUCGAAAGCGAAAAUAGUGAUACCGUAACUGUAAUCGUUGAUGAGGAACCUGAAAUCGCGCCAGUUGAGGCUAUUGAAACUAAGCCAGAGGAAAUAGUUGAAGACAAGCCGAAGCCCAAACCUAAGCCAAAGAAGGUUGUAAAGAAGGUUAAAAAAGACGAUUUAGACGAUUAUGUUAGGCAACUGAUAGAGGAAGAAAUACCCAAGACUGAAAAAGAGGUUUAUGAAAAAGUAGAAAUGCCCGAUAAGCCGAAAGACAAAUCCCCAACAGAGAGUACUUUAGAAGAAGUUAAGUCUAGCGAACCCGAAAUACCAUUAGCAGCUGCUGAUUCAACCAAACCUAAAAAGACGAAAACACCUAAGCCAAAACCAGUUGAUGUAGUCGAACAAAGACAAGACGAACCUACAGAAGAGACAAUUCCCAAGACAUCAGAAAUUACAGAAGACACAACAACUCAAAUUGCACACCCCGAGGACACAGCCACUGCACAAAUUACACCAAGCGCACAAGAUGAAAUACCUACUCAAGAUGACACUAAAGAUACAGUUCAAAAAACAAUUAAGCAUAAGAAAGCAAAGCCAGACACAGUAAAAAGCGUUGAAACAAGUGAAGCACCCGAGGCUUAUAAGGAUUAUCACAUAAGCAUAAUUGAUGAAGAGCCUGAAGAAAAAGAAGAACAGCCCGACAAAAUCUUGGAAGUUAGAGUUAUCGAUGAAGUUUCCGAAGUCGAAGAGUCUCAACCAAUCGUCGAAGAAGUCGAAGAGGAGGAUGAAAAGCCGACUACAGAAGAUACUGUUGAGGACGUCACGAAGCCAAAGACAAAGAAAAAGAAGGUUGUGAAAAAGAAGACCAAUGAACACGAUGAGUUGAUACAGAAGUUGCUUGAGCAAGAAAUCGAGAAAACAGAGCUAGAGAAAUAUGAGAAGGUCGAAUUCGACAUACCCAAGAAAGUGAAACCAGAAUUCGCUAGUCUCGAACCAAUGAAAAUAGAAAGAAAAGAACAGAAGCCAACAAAGGUCACAAUCGUUGAUGCCGCUGAAGUACCUAAGAUGGUGAAGCUAAAGCCUGGAAAACGAAAGGAAAAACCAGCAGAAGAACAAACUGUGCAGCUUCCCAAAUUCAGACUUAAGACUCGUAUGGUUAUGGUUGAGUAUCCGCCAGCACCACUUGUACCAAAGUUAAGUGACAUUGGUUCAGUGAAGCAGAAUGGUGAUCUCUCACGCAAUAUUGAGGAAGCCGAGGAGCUACUUAAGUUCAAGCCACACAAGACCAAGAAAAUUAAGAAGAUAAAGGAUGACUUAGAAAAGGUCGAGCUUGAAAAAUACGAAAAAUAUGUUAGUAGUGAAGAGGAACCUGAGGAAAAGCAACCAUACCAAAAGCCUGAAAAGGUACCAAAACCAGAGGAAAGUCCCGAUGAGGUAAAACUUAAGAUUGGAAAGGGUAAGAAAAAGCCCAAGGAAGAAGAAUCUCCAGAAAGUGUUACACUCAAAAAGAUACCUCAAAAGCCCAAGGAAACUGAAGAAGAAAUUGAAGCGAAGCCCAAGGAAAAAGCCGAGGUAACGAUUGUAGAGCAACCAAAGGAGCCAAGGGAACAGGAUAUACAGGUUGAACCAUUUGAACCAAUCGACUAUGAGCGACCGGAAUAUGUUCCAGAAGAACUUGAGCAAGUCGAACAGCCAGAAAAACCAGAAAAACAAAAGAAACCCACUAAAACCAAGUACAAGCCUAAAGAAAAAACGAAGCCUGAACCAGAAACGAUUAUUACAGAAAUCGUACCUGGAAAACCCAAGGAAGAAGAACAAGUUCCUGAAGCUGAAAUUAAGUUCCGCAAGCCGGAGAGUGAAGCACCAGAAGAAACUGAUUCUCAAAUCAAGCUGAAACCAUUUAAAAAGACUGCUGAAGAGCCAGUAGUUGAAGAUGUUGUUGCAGAGGCAACGGUUUCGGAUCCCAAGCCAGAAGAAAAGGUUGACAUCCCUCAAGAUGAAGUCAAGAAGACUAAGAAAUCAAAACCGAAGCCCAAACAACAACAGGAGGAAGAAACAGCUGAAGAGCAGCAACCAGAAUUUGAAGUCUCAGUUAAGGAAGAAGAGGCUGUCACUGAAAAGCCCGAAGAUAUCGAAAAGCCCAAAGAAGUAAAGGUUAAACAAAAGAAACCGAAAGAGGCGCCAACAGCUGAGGUUGAAAUCGUCGAAGAACUGCCGCAACCAACUGAAGUUCCUGAAGAUAUACCUGUCGAGUACAAAAUUACAACGACUGUCUUAGAACCGGAAGAAGCACCAAAGGAACACCAAGUUAAAGUGAUUGACUUUGAUGAAAAGGAAAUAACCACGGAGGAAGUUGUUGAAGAAAAGGUUGUUACCAGGAAGAAGAAGCCUAAGCCAGAACAACCAGAAGAAUUCCAAGUCACUCUUCAGGAGCCACAACAAAUACAGCCUGAACCAGAAGAAGCAAUUGCUGAGGUUCUGAUUCCUGUUCAAAAACCUCAACCAGAAGCUGAAGAGUUUGAAGUAGAACUAAAGAUAACCGAACCGCAAGUAGAGGAACAAGAAGUCGUUGUAAAGAAAAAGCCCAAAAAGAAGCCAGAGAAGAAGUCAGAGGAGGUUGUCGAAAGUGUAGUGAAAGAAGUGGAAACUCUACCGGAAGAGCAAAAAGAAGAAGAUAUUGUCGUUGUAGAAGAAGAAGCAAAGGUCGAAGAACCACAACCAAAAUCUUUCGAAUUCCAAGUCACUGAAACUGAAGCUCCUCAAAAGAAACCGGAAGAAGUCAUUGAAGAAAAGCCUAAAGAAAAGGUGAAGAAACCAGCUCCAAAGGUAGAAGAGAAGUUUGACUCUUAUCAAAUUUCCAUUAAGGAAACAGAGGCCGAGAAAGUAAUCGUGCAGGAAGAACAACCUACUGAGGAUGUUCCCGACGAAGCAAUAUUUACUCCAAGGCCAAAACAACCUGAACCAGUCGAAGCUGAGUUUGUCAUGACAGAACCAAAGCCGACUGAAGAGACUCAUGUAGAAGCUGAAAUAAAACCAAAGAAAACAAGGAAGCCAAAGAAAACUGAAGAGGUUACUAGUCUUGAUGUUAAAGUUGUUGAAGAAGUGGCAGCUCCUGAAGAGGUUGUAGUUGAAGAACAACAAAUAGAGAUUGUUGAAAAGGAAACUAUCCCUGUCGAAGAAGCACCAAAGGAAUACACAAUUCGAGUCUCUGAUUCACAAAUCGAGCAACCAGAAGAACCAACUGCAGCUGAAUUUACUGUUAAAAAGGCAAAGCCCUCCGUUGUGGCUACUGAAGAGCCGGAAGCCGAGUUUGUUAUGAAGGAAAGCAAACCAGUGGAAGAAGUUACCGAAGUAGCCGAAUUAAAGACAAAGAAACCUAAAAAGAAGGUCAAGGAGGUUGCUGCAGACGAAUUAAAGAUCCAAAUCACUGAAGAAAUACCUCAAGAAAUUCCCGAAGUGGAGGAAAUUGAGGAGGUUGUAACAGAAGUAAAGGAGUCCGUUCCUGUUGUUGAAUACAAGUCGUAUGAAAUUGGUGUAAAAGAAAUAGUACCUGAGAAGCCUGUUGAAGAAGAAGUAAUUGAAGAGCCCGUAGUAGAAGAACCUCAAGUCGAAGAGAAAGCUCCAACUGUUGAAUACAAAUCAUAUGAAAUUGGUGUGAAAGAAUCAGUUGUUGAAAAGCCUGUGGAAGAAAUACCAGCAGAAGAGCAAUUGGUAGAAGAGCCCAUAGUUCAAGAGCCACAACCAGAAACAUUCGAAGAACUUAAAGUCAGAGUGAUUGAAGAGACGCCUCGUGAAGUUGUUGAGGAAGUUCUCGAAGAGAGUGUUAAGGUUCAUCGUAAGAAGAAGCCGAAACCAGAAGUAACAGAAGAGCCUGAGGCCCAGAUAAGCAUUUCCGCUCCUAAACCUGUUGAUGAAGUGGAAGCGGUUCAAAGCGUUACCAUUGUACCCGAAGUACCAACAGAAGAGGAAGCUGCUGAGCUUAAGAUAACUGUUAUUGAUGAAAUUUCCGAGCCUCAAGAGCUAGUCCAGGAGAUUGAGGAAAUAGAAACAGUCGAAGAAGAAAGCUCUGUACCAGUACCUGAAGAAAAGCCAAAAGACUAUCAAUUUAGCAUUAAAGAGUCUGAGGCACCAAAGGAAACUAUCGAGGAAUUGCCAGAAGAACAAGUUACUAUCCCCAAGAAGAAAAAGGUUGUAGAGCAAAAAGAAACGGUAGAAGAAUUACCGGAAGAACAAUUCACUAUUCAAAAGAAGAAGAAAAAGCCUGUGCCUGAGGUUGUCGAGGAGCCUGAAGCCGUUUUUGAAAUUAAACAAAAGCAACCAGUCGAAGAGGUUACAGAGGAGGCUAAAAUUAAGAAGAAGACGAAGAAACCAGUAAAAGAAGAUGAGGCAGCUGCAGAGCUCAGUGUCACUGUGAUCGAGGAAUCUGCACCAGAGCCAGAAGUAAUUGAAAUAGUGGAAGAAAUUGAAGAGAAACCGGAAGAAAAGCCUGAAGAAAAGCCCGUAGAGCAGCCCACCGAGUACCAGUUCACGAUUAAGGAAAGCCAACCUGAAGCUCCAGCAGAAGUUGAAGAGGUAGAAGAUGUUCAAGAGGUACGAUUCCAAAAGAAAACGCCAAAGGUCGCUGAGCCAAUUGAAGAGCCGGAAGCUGAAGUUACCCUUAAACCAAAACCUAAGACAGAAGAAGUACAGGAGGAAGUUAAGAUUGCUAAGAAGAAACCCAAGUCUAAGGUUGUGGAGGAAGCUGCUGAAGAACUGACAGUUAAGGUAGAGGAAGAAGUUACUCCAGAGCCCAUAAUAGUGGAGGAGGAAGUCGUAGAAGAAAUUGAACUGAAGAAACCAGAAAAGCCAACACCAGAGGAAACAGUUGAUGACGCCGUUUUCAAAAUUAAGAAACCAAAAGCUCCUGCAGAAGAGGAGGAGGUUGUAGCUGAAGUGACUUUGAAGCCCAAGGCUCCAAAGGAGGUGCAGGAAGAAGAGUUCUCUGUAGAUGUUAAGUUACCAGCAGAAAAGAAGGUUUCAGAGGAAACAUCCGACCAAACUGUGCAGCUCAAGAAGAAAAAGAAGCCUCAAAAACCAGUUGAGGAAGCUGCAGAUGAGCUACAACUUAAGCAAACCGUCAUCGAGGAGAGACCACUUGAGAUUGAAGAGGAGGAAAUCAUUGAUGAAGCCGUUGUAAUACGAAGGAAACCAAAGAAACCCUUCCAACCAACUGUUGAAGAUCUUGAAGAAACUGAAUUCAGCCUCUCAUUCAAGAAGCCACAUACUGUUACCGAAGGCGUCGAAGAAGCAGCUACAGUUCUUAAGAAGCGUCCGGUGAAGCCCCAAACCCUUGAUGAAGCUGCAGCGGAGCUGUCUAUAAAACGCCUGGAAGAAGAAUACGAAGAAGGCGAUGACGUUGAAGAAUUUGUGGUUAGUCAACGGCCCAAACCAAAACAAAUGCAAAUCACCGAUGAAGAAGACCAGGAAUACACCAUUAAGAAGCUCAAACGCCGCAAGAAGGUGGACAUUCCAGAGUUCUCUGAAGUUGAAAAUGUCACUUUCCGAGCAAAGUCCACAAAGACCAAGGAGGACGUGGACCAAGAGUUUAAUAUUGCUCUUGACUCCUAUGCUGAAGAGGAAGUGUCAAUGUCUGGUAAAGUAAAACUUAAGAAGCCAAUUAAGAAGACCUACUCUGAAGCAACUGAUGAGGCCAGGAUCAAAAUUUUGCAAGACUAUGAUGAUGGUGAAGGUCCAAUAAUUGAGGAAAUCCACGACGAUGAGGAUACCAUCGACGAAGUUGAGGAGCCUGAAGAGUACAUGGUUGAAGAGCUGCCUCCAGAUGAGGUUGACUUCAAGCUGAAGCCCAAGAAACAGCCCAAACCACAUUACUCGAUCCAAGACGAAGAAGAGGAACAAUUCUUAAUUGGUCUGCGACAUGCCAAACGUGAUUCAGUUACCUAUGAUGAGGACUCUCUAACAUUCAAAAAGAAGCGUAAAAUUGUACAACAACUUUUCAAUGAAGAUGGCGCUUCUCUUAACAUUACCAGAGAAAUGGAUGUGGAAGAAUCUCAAACUGAGAAUAUCAUGUACUCCAUUUGCAAUUACAUUGCCGAUAACGAUGAGGCCAUUAACUUAGUUGAGGGUGAAAAGGUGCAGGUUGUAGGACGUCACAGCUCCGAAUGGUGGUAUGUCAAGAAGAGCAUUACCGAAGAAGAAGGUUGGGUCCCAGCCCAAUAUCUUAUGGAGCCCGCGGAGUACGCCCAAUAUGUGCAGAAUAAGCUGCACGAGAAGAUUGACAAGCUACCUGUGUUUGAAAGACCAGGACCUCAGGACAAGCCCAUUGCACCGCGUUUUAUUGAAAAAUUACAGCCAAUUCAUACACCUGACGGCUAUACAGUGCAGUUCGAAUGCAAGGUCGAGGGUAAUCCAAGACCACAAAUCGCUUGGUUCCGCGAAACAGCUAUCAUAAAGCCCUCGCAAGACUUCCAAAUGUUCUACGAUGAGGACAAUGUGGCCACAUUGAUAAUUCGCGAAGUCUUCCCCGAAGACGCUGGCAAGUUUACUUGCGUGGCCAAGAAUGCCGCUGGCUUCACUUCCAGCACAACCGAAUUGAUUGUCGAGAGUCCGUUAUCGGAUCAUGGCUCAGAUGCCACGGCACUUUCGCGCAGAAGCAUGUCACGUGAAUCUUCCAUGGCUGACAUACUCGAGGGCAUACCGCCAACGUUUUCGCGUAAGCCCAAGGCACAAUAUGUCGAUGAAGGCGCCAAUGUAAUCUUGGAGUGCCGCCUUGUCGCGGUGCCCGAGCCUGACAUCGUUUGGACCUUCAAUGGGGAAGAUAUUGAUGAGGAAGAGAUCAAGAAUAUUCGCAUUGUAACCGAAUCGGACAUGCAUAUGUACUGCAGUGUUGUGCAUAUUACAAAGGUUAAGAAAUCUCAGGAAGGUACUUACGAAGUGAUUGCCACAAAUCGCGAAGGCGAAGCUCGUUUGCCUAUCACACUGAAGGUACGAACUUCGGAUAAGGAAGCUCCACAAAUUCUGGAACCGUUGCGAAAUAUGGUCAUACGUGAGGGUGAAAGCGUUGUGCUCUCGACACAAAUUGUAGGCAAUCCAGCGCCCAAGGUAACGUGGUACAAGGAUGGCAAGCCCAUCAAGAAUGCCAAAUCAGAAAAAGACAUACACACCCUAACACUGAUAACGCCCAAAAAAUCGGAGAAGGGCGAAUACACGGUCAAGGCUGUCAAUCCAUUGGGCAGUGUGGAAACCACUGCCUAUCUUACAAUUGAAGAACCGACGAGUGGCAAUGCAGAGCCUCCAUUAUUUGUGGAGCGCUUUGAGGAGCAGUCGGUGCCACAGAAGGGCGAGAUUCGUUUACCUGCUAAGGUUUCGGGCAACCCAGUACCCGAGGUACAAUGGCUUUUCAACAACAAUCCACUGUAUUCCAGCGAGCGCGUACAGCAGAUCUACGAUGGUGAAAAUAUUGAGCUCAUUAUCAAGGACGCCAAUCCGGAAACCGAUUCGGGUGACUACAAGUGUAUUGCCAGCAAUCCCAUUGGCAAAACAUCGCACGGUGCGCGUGUGAUCGUUGAAGUCGAUGAGGUGACCUUUACCAAGAAGCUGAAGAAGACCAUUACCAUUGAGGAGGUGCAAUCUCUGACUCUUGAGUGCGAAACCUCGCAUGUGGUUUCUACCAAAUGGUUCUUCAAUGGUAAAGAGCUGAGUGGCAUGGAUCACCGCGUUGUCGUCGAGGAUGGCAAGACACACAAGUUGGUCAUUAGGAAUACAAAUCUACGCGAUUCAGGUACUUAUGUGUGCAAGGUUAAGAAGCAGGAGACACAAUCCACUGUGGAGGUGCUGCAGCGUAAGCCGGACUUCAUUAAAGUCCUGGAGGACUAUGAGGUUACCGAAAAGGACACAGCCAUUUUGGAUGUUGAGCUGACAACCGAAGCCGUAGAAGUCACCUGGUACAAGGAUGGCGAGAAAAUUACACCAGAAAACAAAAACUGCGAGUUCAUCAAGGACGGCAAGUCGAGGCGUUUGGUAAUACGCGAUACAACAAUUCACGAUGAGGGCGAGUACACGUGCAAGCUGGAGGGCCAGGAGUGCAGUGCAGAGCUGACUGUCAUUGAACUGCCACCGGAGAUUGUAAAACACUUGAAGGACGUCAACGUCACCAAGGGUGAGAAUGCCGUAUUCGAUAUUGAGCUGAGUAAGGGCGAUGCUCUGGUUAAGUGGUUUAAGAACGGCAAAGAAAUCAAGUUCAAUGAGCGCAUACAACUGACGAUUGAUGGUAAAAAGCAAUCUAUACGCAUUCUUAAGGCUAAGCCUGAAGAUGUGGGCGAGUACACCAUUCAAGUGGGAGACCAAGUUUCCAAGGCAAAACUGACAGUUGAGGAGCCAUUGGUAGACUUUGUACUUCGUUUGCCCGACGUCACGCUGGCCACCAAGACCACAGAUGCCGAGUUCACUGUCGAGCUCUCGCAGCCCGAUGUCGAAGUUACCUGGUAUAAGAAGGGAAAGCCCAUCAAGCCCAACAAAAAGCAUGAAGUCUUCGUUGAGGGCACUGUUCGACGUCUGGUCAUUCAUGAUGCCGACGAUGAUGAUGCGGGUGAGAUCAGCUGUGUUGCCGAAAAUGUCACUAGCAGCAGUAAGCUGUGCGUUGAGGAGCUCAAGUUGCCGCCCGUGAUUACCUCUGACAAGGAUCAAACCAUCAAAGUAAAGGAGAAUGAAGACGCUACAUUCACUGUCAAGUACACUGGAGCGCCCACACCCGAAGCCGAGUGGACCUCCCGCAAGGUUGUCAUUCCCAAGUCAAAACGUACCAUACCCACAAUUGAUGAACAGUCCGCAACUCUGACCAUUAAGAAGGUCGUUGACGAUGACGAGGGCGAGUACACUGUUAAACUUGUAAAUCCCGUGGGCGAGGCCGAAGCCAGCCUGCACUUGGUCAUUAUGCGUAAACCUACGGCACCCGGCACACCGCAGCCCUUGGAGGUGAUGCACGAUUCAAUAACUCUCUAUUGGAAGGCUCCUGAAGAUGAUGGCAAGUCUGAAAUUAUAGAAUACAUUCUGGAGUAUCAUGAUGUUAAACAAGAAAAGUGGAUUGAGAUACGCAAGAUUAAGGACACAACUUAUACCAUCAGCAAGCUGAAGAUCGAUACAGAAUACGUGUUCCGUUCGAUUGCAGUCAACGAAGUUGGUCCAUCGCCACCCUCACCCAUCUCGUCGCCCAUACGGCUGGUGCCUAAGGUGGAAACCGAAGCGCCCAGCGUACGCGAGCCUCUGCAGGAUAUUGUCAGCGAUCUAAACAAGGAAGUGACAUUGUCCUGUGUGUUUGGCGGCAUUCCAGAGCCAACUGUCACAUGGAAGAAGAAUGGCGAAGUCUUCGAGUCGAGCAGCCUGCGCUACGAGAAUCGUGUUGCCAAAUACACUAUUGAAAAGACAACUAUUGAGACUGAGGCCACCUACACGUGCGUGGCUACGAAUGAGAAGGGCUCCGUGGAGACAUCGUGUAGACUGAAACUGCAGCAGAAGCCAACCGUUGAGAUUGAGGACAAAUAUUUGUCCCAAAAACUGCGCACUGGCAGCACUCUCACCAUUCCAGCAACAGUUCGUGGCUAUCCACAGCCUACUGUGACCUGGCACAAGGAGACUGUCGAACAGAAGUCCACCACCCAGCAAGUCACGAUUGAAACCACAGAGACCAGCUCCACCUACACCCUUAAGAAGGUAACACGCGAACACUCUGGUCGCUACAAGGUGACGGUCACAAAUGAAUCGGGCUCCAGCUAUGCGGAAUGCACGGUUCAAGUGAUCGACAAGCCGAGCAGGCCACAAUCCCUGGAGGUGAAAGACAUCAAAAAGGACUCAAUUACCCUGGAAUGGACGCCGCCAAUCGAUGAUGGUGGCAUGGAAAUCAAGCAGUAUACGCUGGAGAAAUGCGACGUACAGAACAAUGUUUGGAUGAAGGUUUCCGACUUCGACAAGGACAUCAACUCGUAUGCCAUUCAAAAACUUUCCAUGAAUGCACAGUACAUGUUCCGAGUGGUCGCCAUUAAUCCCAUUGGUGAAUCGGAACCAACUGAGAGUGAGCCUGUGACCAUAACCAAGAGGUUCGAGAAACCAACGCCACCACGUGAGCCCACCGCGGUGUCUGGCAUGAACGACACUUCGUUCACAUUAUCCUGGGAGCCGUCGGAGAGCGAUGGUGGCUCCAAGAUAAUUGAGUACAUUGUGGAAAUAAGGGAAGAGACUGAAACCGUUUAUCGCUCCUUGGGCACUACGACGGGCACUGUAACAAACAUUCACGUCGACAAAGUUGUGAGAAACAAGGGCUAUCUGUUCCGAAUCUACGCUCGAAACGAGGUUGGCACCAGCGACGCGUUCGAGACAACAGAGAAGAUUGUUGUUGGACGCAAGAUAACGAAUAACCAAGAAAACAUGGCGCCGCCUUCGCCUCCUCAAAAUCUGAGAGCGCCGGAUAUAACCAGCCGCAGCGUCACUCUCGAUUGGGAGGUGCCAGCCAGAAAUGGUGGUUCCGAAAUCACAGGCUAUUGCGUGGAGAAACGCUCUUCAACAUCGACCAGCUGGACAAAGGUCAUUACACUGGAUGCACACCAGCUGCACUACACCAUAGACAAUCUGAAGGAUAAGUGCGAGUAUUGGUUCCGUGUGUCAGCGGAGAAUGAGGUUGGAUUAGGUGCACCAGCCGUCACGGAAAGCAUAUCGCUUAAGACACACGCAACUGUACCAUCGCCACCAACUGCUCCACUGGAGGCCCGAGUGCUUGCGGCCAAUGCACACGUAUUCGAAUGGGGUAUACCCGAGUCAGAUGGUGGUGCGCCUCUGCUCGGCUAUCACAUAGCCAUACGUGACAUGAAGAAGUCCAUGUGGAUUGAGGUCGGUCGGGUGCCAGCCGGUGUGCAGAAAUUCCAGAUAAGAGACCUGCAAGAGAAUCACGAGUACAUGAUACGCAUUCUCGCCAAGAAUGAGAUUGGUCUGAGUGAACCGCUCGAGUCCGAGGAGCCAUACAAAGUGAUGACAGCGGGUCAUGCCAGCCUGCCCGAUGAGCCGCGCACAGAGAUGAGCACAUGCAACACGUCCUCCUGGCUGCGGGAUCACAAUAUGGAUGCGGACAUACACUCGUAUGCCCGUGGCAGGCUGCUUCAACGCGAUGAGUACUUCUUCCGUCUCUGGGCGCAAAUGCCCAAGAAGAAGAAGAGCUCCAAAUAGACAAAAACAUAAAACAAAACAGAACAAACACAAACACCAACACCAACAAAUAGCCAUGACAAAAAACGAAUGAAACUUAGGUUAGGUUAAGCUUAUUUCAAUUGUAUUUUAAUGAAUUCUUAACUUUUUAUUUAGCUUUUUCUACUUGUAAUGUACCCAUUGUAAAGGGCAUGUAAUGUUCGGCAUAUGCGUCCGGCAACAGCGAUGUUCACGAAACUGAGACAGAAUGGGGCGAGCGAAGACAAACUUGAUGUUUGAGUGCGUGAACGUGGCUGUUGGCCUGUGACCUCAUUGGCCCAUUACAUAAACUAUGAAAGAAAUUUGUUUAUAAUUUGCAUAAAUUCGUAUGAUUUCCUGCGCUUUAUUUUUGUAAGCUGUGAUAAAUUUAUCAAAUUCGAAAGCGUCAAACGAUAAAAUGCCAUGACAUUUGCGCCAGGACACAACGCGCAUCGGGCACAGGACAGUCAACGGACAACGGACAACAACCAGCAACCAAAAUAGCAACAACAACAACAACACCAGCCACAAGAACACAACACAAGUGAUUCAAUAUCCUCUAGGGAGACAAACAACAAAUGGUGCAAUUCGAUAUGAGUUACGAGUACGUUGUGUUCCUGUGUGUGUGUAUGUGUUUGAGUGUGUUGCGUUGUGCGUCGCGCUGACUGUCCUUUGCCUUUGCCGUGUGCUCACUGUGAGCAAAUUUAUGACAUCUAGAGGGUUACAUAACUAUACUCCUAUAUAUACAUAUAUAUUGUGAAAGAACCCAACAUGACUUUAAACUGAAGAAAAACCAAACAAAGAGAACUAAAUGAAAAAUAAAAUAAAUAUGAAUGA